Messenger RNA from Physella acuta, 1927 nucleotides. Its product is annotated as RNA exonuclease 1 homolog. NCBI's taxonomy places the organism in Eukaryota, Metazoa, Mollusca, Gastropoda, Physidae. The record is from RefSeq and is a predicted model, not a curated record. Gene Ontology annotation, molecular function: exonuclease activity; nucleic acid binding. Gene Ontology annotation, cellular component: nucleus.
UAUAUAGGCCUAUAUUUUUUUUUUAAAUAGCUCAGUCAAGAGUUAAGUCCGUUUGGAUACAGUUACUUCCCUUUGAAUGCAUCAUCUUUUUAUUAGGCUUAACAGCCCUUCCAGAGAUUGCCAGGAAAGUUAAUGAAUCACCUCCGUUACCCUGCCCACACCUGUAAGCUGUGUGAGUGUGACAUCUCUGCUGUACUGAGUUAAAAAUGUCAGUCUCUAAAUCACAGUGUCAGCUUUCAGAUAGUGAGAGCUUGACAAAUUUCACAGGUAAAGAGUUGUAUGACAGACUAAGCAAGUAUAUUCUGACAGAGGAGCAGCUACGUGCCAAUGGCUACCCACGUCCAUGUGAAGAUGGCAGCAGUAAAGUUGUGUUUUAUAAAGAAGAAUUUAAAGAUAAUCUUUUGAAAGAAAAUGAAAGAACCUGCACGCGUUGUGGCAAAAGAUACGCUAUAGCAUUAGAUGGCAGCCCAGCUACUGUAGAGAGGUGUAUAUACCACUUUAGCAAUGCUCGCAAACAGAGAGGUUCCUCAGUCUACCUUUAUCCUUGCUGCAAUGCUAAAGUUGGAAGCAGUGGAUGUCAAGUGGCUGAAAACCAUGUUCAUGACAGCAACAAAACAGAUGAUUUGACCGGUUAUGUGAAAACUCGCCCUGGGCAAGACCAUCACAUAUAUUCUCUUGACUGUGAAAUGGUUUACACAAAAGCUGGAAUGGAAUUGGCUCGUGUGACUAUCAUUGGUGAGGACUGUGAAAUAGUUUAUGAGAAGCUGGUGAAGCCAUACACAGACAUCAUUGACUACAACACAAGGUUCAGUGGUCUCACAGCAGCAGAUAUGACAGGGGCAACAACUGCUCUACAUGAUGUCCAGGCUGACAUGUUGACCAUGAUAUCAGAUAAAACUAUCCUCAUUGGUCAUAGUCUGGAGAGUGAUUUUGUUGCCCUUAAGUUGAUACACAGUACAGUUGUGGACACAUCCCUUGCCUUCCAACCCCCACGAGGUUUAACCUUCAAGAGAUCCCUGAAGAACCUUGUUGAAGAAAAGCUACACAAAAGUAUUCAAGCAGAUGGUCACGACAGUAAAGAAGAUGCUGUGGCCUGCAUGCAGCUGAUGCUUUACAAAGUUAAAGAGGAUGCUAAAAGAGAUAUCAAGAGGGUUUAAUCACCAAAGAAUGUAGCCUUUAUCUUGUUAUAUUUAAUUCUUCUGUGAUUUAAUUAUCUAAAUUGUAUUACCAAAGAAGUAUUAAAUUUGUAAAUUAUCAAUAUGAGAUUUUAUUUUAAAAACAAUGUUAAUACUUAUUUACUUACAUUAAAAAUAAAAUGUGUAAUUGAUAGUGGAAUUUGUAAUUUUCUAUUAAAAAAAUAGUAAUAUUUGAGUAGUUUUAUUUUUAGACAUUUAACUGGUAUGUUUAAGCAAAAUGUUCAUUACCAAUCAAUAAUUAGAAUCAAAACCAAAGCAAACCAAUUUUUCAGCAGUCUGAAGAUUCAGAUCCAAUCCACCAACCAUAGUUUCCACCUAUUAAAUAAAAAUUGGAGGAUAUGGGGCAAGAAAACUAAUUUUAGAAUUAUUUUAAUCCAAAAUUUCUUGAAACUAUAGCAAUGUUAAUUUAAAAGCCAUGGAUUUAAUUUUUAUCAUAUAAUCCCUUUAAUAACUAAAAUAAACAAAAAUUUAGAAUUUAACAAAAACGAUUUUCUUAUUAAAAUUGUGUGUAUUUGUAACAACUUGAAAUUAAUUGACUGAUUAAAAUUUUUAAAAAUAUUUAACUUAAUGGUCUACAAAAGUAAAACAAUAAAGAAACCAAGUUUACUAAAUAAUAACUAACAAUUUAUUAGUAUAGGCAAUAUUUUUUCUGAACUACUUUUUAUUUUACAAUGGUUUUUUGUUACCUUUUCAUACUAUAUGCUUUAUUUUAACAUACAUUUUAAGUAAUC